Pyrus x bretschneideri (Chinese white pear) is the source of this 971-nucleotide messenger RNA. RefSeq lists its product as uncharacterized. Lineage: Eukaryota; Viridiplantae; Streptophyta; Magnoliopsida; Rosales; Rosaceae. The transcript has 5 exons. The coding region runs from base 65 to 655 and encodes 196 amino acids. The record is from RefSeq and is a predicted model, not a curated record.
GAGAGGUGGUGCGAAUCAUGUCGGGGCAACAAAUACAAAAUUCAAUUUUUUCUGGGCUGAAAAAAUGACGGCCUGCUUCUUCCUAAAUCUGCCACUCUCUUCUUCUUCAUCUACUGCGUUUGCUUCUCACAGUAACUACCAAUCACCAUCUUCCUUCCCUCCACUUCUCACUCUAAUCCCAACCCAAUUCUCCCAUCUUCGAACCCCUCGAUUCUCUCGCCAAAUCAGAGCCGCAUCAGCUGCCAUGGAAGCCACCCAGCAGGGCGAGACCACCGCCUCGGCGUCGCCCAUGAAGCUCUUGUUCGUGGAGAUGGGCGUCGGCUACGACCAACACGGGCAGGACGUUACGUCUGCGGCAAUGCGGGCUUGCAGAGAUGCCAUCACUUCCAAUUCAAUCCCUGCGUUUCGAAGAGGGUCAAUUCCUGGUGUGACAUUUGAGCAGAUGAAGCUAGAGAUCAAGCUGGGGGUGCCUCGUGUACUCCAACCAUCGCUGGAUGUCGAGAAGGUCAAAUCAGUCUUUCCAUAUGGAGAAAUUGUGAAAGUUGAAGUUGUGGAUGGUGGACUGAUAUGCUCAAGUGGCGUGUUGGUGGAAGAAAUGGGAGAUAAGACUGACGACUGUUACAUAGUGAAUGCAGCAGUUUACAUUGGUUACUAGCUUCUUUUUUCCUCCAAAUCCCCCACCGGAGUGUUCUUAAGUGGACUUGCUCAAGUUCGUUAUCUUGAACUGAUACCGAACCCUUCUAGGAGAGUCAUGGCUGGUGCAUCAGUGUCUUCGCCUGUGAGAGGAAGAGCAGUAUCCGUCAACAUAUCUUUGAUUUUUCUGUGCCAAGAGCUGUCUUCCUGUCAUUUUUAUGGCUGAUGAUUGUAUAGCGAAUCCCCGAAUGCUUGGUCUUGUAUGCUUAUUAAUAAUUGGAAUUGAAGAUAUAUGAUGCUACCGACGAUUUCUUCACAAAAUCCUAAGUUUGUGUUCA